Molecule: messenger RNA, 1518 nt
Organism: Neospora caninum
Lineage: Eukaryota; Apicomplexa; Conoidasida; Eucoccidiorida; Sarcocystidae
Exons: 4
Coding region: 1-1518 (505 amino acids)
Biological process (GO): negative regulation of transcription by RNA polymerase III
Cellular component (GO): nucleus
Molecular function (GO): RNA polymerase III core binding
Source: RefSeq, a predicted model, not a curated record
AUGCGAUUUCUCGACGCACCUGCCUUGACGCGCCUGUCGGCGCUGCUCCAGCACUUGGAUGUGGGCGAUCGGGUGAUUCGAGGACGUCUCGAGCUCUUGUCCACGGCAAGUCAGUCGUGCGUGGAGCGACGGCAGUUGGCCCGAGAGAUCGAGAAGGAGAUUUCGUCGUCGCCGCUGUUUCUCGCCUCUUCCUCGCCACCUCCGAUUCUGCUCUCGUCGCCUUGUGGCGGCAAAGCUGCAGCCCUUAGGCUCCCCAAGGAUGUCAAAGAGAAGGACGCAUGCAGAGAGGCGUGCGUGAGUCCGAACUCCCGAAAGAAGCGAAAAACAUCCUCUUCGCCGUCGUCCACCUUCUCUUCGCCUGCGCUCUCGUGCUCAGCCUUUCUGCUGCCGCCGCGCCAGGUAGACCUCCCCGGGAGGAAACUCGAGCGGGAAGAGGAAGGCUGCGGAGACGGCGAGGCGACUCGGAGCAGAACUCAGCGCCCGCGCGGCCGGAGCGCCGACGCGCAGCGAGAGACCGAAGCCAGGCCCCGAGUCCUCUCGAAGCCAGGCAGGCGAGACGCAAAACAGGUCCGCUGCGGGGAGAAGAGCCCGGACGACGGCGACGUGGAACUGACUGACAGCGAGGACGCCGACGGGAAAGAAGUCCUUAUCAACUUGAUUGGAGCACUGAAUCAGUGCUUUCCGGACUACGAAUUCUGCAGCGCCUUGACUCCCGCGAUGUUCGAGCAGGCUGCGCGCGUCGAAGACGUCGAGGCGGAAAUCAACAAACGUCUGUGUGUCGUCGAGCGCGUCGUCCCUGGUUUUCUUCAGCAACUCUGGGCGGCCAUCAAGGCGAGCAUUCGCUUGGAGUGUACGGACAUUUAUUUUCUGCGGGUUGGGAGCAGCGACGAUCCGGCGCCGCUCGUUCUGUAUGACCCUGCGUCGUUUUCCCGGUCUUCGUCGUUUUCCUCCUCAGCUUCGUUUUCUUCGCUGUCCAGUCAGCCGCUGCGUCCUGUGGGCGACGGGCGGAAGUCGCCGGUGCUGUGGAGUGAGGAGGACUCGCACCGAGAAGAUAAGGAAGUUGUGUCGGAGAAGGACGGCCAGAAGGGACGCCGACGCGAGGCUCCGGGGGUAGCUCUCGCGCUGCGCGGCGGAAAGGCGCGCCGAAGAACGUCUGUCUUUGCGAAACCGCGGGAACUCGACGGAACCGUCCCCGGAGGCGCAACGUGCGGCUGGACCCAGUCAAACAGCAUUUCGCUCUUCUCCCUCUCCUUCUUCUUCCACGACCGCAGUGAAGAGAAGCUCCUUUUCUUCACCUGCAAUUGCACCUGCAAAGCGGCGGGCGGAGUCGAAGAAGGCGCCGCAGGCCUCGAAGAAGACGACGUUGGCGAUAUAUUUGUGACGAGGGCUGCUUUCGGCCUGGAUGAUAGAGACCACGACAACCCUACUGGAGAAGAGCGAGACGACUUCGGUGAAGAGGAAGACCCCGACACACUCAGCGAUUUGGAACUCCCUUCUUCAGCUUGUGCCUACGCGUGA